AUGAAACGGGAUGUUACGGAGCGCCUCAAGGAAGACCAGACCAAGCAGUCCAACAUGCAGCGGGCAAUCGAAGCAAUGAAAGAAAGCCAGCGACAGCAGACACGCCAGGCCACACAGCUCGACAGUCAGCUCCGACAAGAGCAGGCAAAACUGGAGGAGGAUGUACGAAGUGACUUGUCUGCAACUUAUCCGUAUAACAGUUGGUUUGCCAACUUUCCCGUUUGGUCACACCGGCGUCUUUACUUCCCCAAGCAAUGGGAAGACCCUGUGCAGAUGAAUGUGCAGAAGGAGGAGAAGGCACAACAGGAAGUGGACCGGCUCCAGCAAGAGUUCCACAAGGUGCACAAUGACAAGAACGAGAAGGUUACAGCACUGACUCUUGGACUGAAUAGGAGUCACAAGCUGCAGGAUCUGAAGCAGGGCCAGCUGAGGGGGGUGUCGAUUGGCUGCAACUGGCAAACGACGCAGCACAUCAAAUCGCAGGUCAUGCUGAACUGCACGGACUAUGCUCAGGGCUUUGUCCGGUCUGUCACUGCACGUCAUCCACAGGACGUCGAGAAGCUGCGACAGAGGUUGCUCGACCUGAAGGCUCGAGCAAAGCACGAACUGACCUACCAGGCUGUGAAGGAAGAACUGCAGAAACUCCGCCUUGAGUUCGCGCGCCAUCAAGGAGGGGGCUUGGCCAACCUGACCCGAAAAGCUGAACCGAAAGGACAAGAAAAGCCAGCAGCUCGCGCAAUGCCCCGGAUGUGGUUCCUGGCUUCGCCUUUGUUGUUCCUGCCAGCGAGUGCGCAGCCAAAGUGGUCAGCGCAGGUGAUGCAGGCAUGUGGACUGUCUUCGCCUGAUGCUGAAGUGAUAUCUCUUGAUGGCUCAAUUUCGCUGAAUGCGCCGAAGCUGUGCGGAGCCAACAAUUGGCCGUGCCGCAGUCGCAUCCACGCAGCAGUUGGGGCCCUCAACGACGAUGCUUUGAAGGUGGCCCUGCGUGAGGACUUGUACAGGUGUGCACUGCCCGCGGAUCGAAGUUCGAAGCUGACUAUGCUGGCCUUCACAGUGCAAGGCUUGGAUCAGCAGAAGUGGUCACAGUGGGGUGACUGGAUGAGAUCUGCCUUCAUGGCGAACAAAGACCUCGAAGGUUUUACUCCGAAGAGUUCCACGUGGUUCCCGGUACAAGCUGGAGUUGAAUUCCUCGUGAGUGGGACAGGCAAUGUCCCCGACACAGCCGCUGCCCAACAGAGCCUUGCAAAGGGACUUCAGGAAUCCGCGCGUCGCUCGAGUUUUGCGGGGCUUUUCACACCUCACAUCUCCAUCUCUUCUAUGAGCAUCUCUGAUGUUCAGAGCUCUUCCUUCUUCGGCAUUGGCAUGUCGAACUUCAUGAUUCUCUUCCGUUUUGGUAGCGCCUUCCUGGCCCUCGCUGUGCUUUAUGCCAUCAUUGCUGCUUGUGCAUAUUUCUCUGGUGCAAAGUGGUUGCAGCCGUACGUGCUAUGCUGGCCGGAGGUUUGCGAUGGGAGAGGAUGCAUCUUCUACCGCAUUUUCUGCUGCCCAUUUGUUAUGAUAUACAACGCUAUACGCAUCUAUUGUUGUGCGUGCUGCCACAGCUAUGUCUCCUUCCUGUGCAUGCCUUCCUGUACAAAGGGCUGCUGUUGGGAUGACUUUGAGGAUGCAGACUUUCCCGCAAGCGACCAAAGCCUUGGACAGCUCCAGGGUGACACGGCUGCGGGUGUUUUGCACCAGGGGGGCCGAACUGAUUGGCGCAAGGCCUCUGAGAUCGCUGGCAAGGAUAGCCACGAGGCGCGUGGUGCCGAGCUCUUCGAAGGCAGCAUUGAUGCCGCCGACCUGCUGCAGGGAGCUUUGGGCGACUGCUGGCUGAUUGCCGCGCUAGCUUGCGUGGCAGAAAGACCGGAAAUUCUACAGCAAGCAUUCUUGACGCAAUCCUUCGACCCUCGGGGCAAGUACAAGAUCCGCCUUUGGGACCAAGUGCAAUCGCGGAAGGGUACACAGUGGGUUGUCGUCGUCAUCGAUGAGUUGAUUCCCUGCCAUGCUGGCACGCUCAAGCCACGGUUCGCACAAGCAAACAGCAACGAGAUGUGGGCACUUCUUAUGGAGAAAGCCUUUGCAAAGCUGUACGGCGGCUACAACAAGCUCGAAGGUGGCCAAAUGUCUUGGGCUUUGUCCGCAAUCACGGGCAAUCCAGCUGUCCAUUUCAUGAGAGAUCACAGGGCCAGCACUUGGGGGGCCUGGAAUCCGAAUGGCGAUGGGACCCUGAGCAAAGAUGACGAUGAGUUUACUGACGAUGAGUUUUUCAGGUUUCUCCUCCGCCUCAAGCGGAAUGGUGCUUUCCUUUGCUGCGCCGGCAUUGGGCAAGCGAACCACCAAGGCUUGAUCGACUCUCAUGCGUAUUCGGUGCUCCAGUUGACUACAGUACAGCCAGACAUGUCCGGGAAUUAUUUCCGCAUGGUGCAGAUCCGGAACCCACACGGCCAGGGAGAGUGGCGGGGAGCGUGGUCAGACAAUUGCAGGCUUUGGAGCGAAUACCCCAGUGUGAAGAGGCAGCUCCUGGGCUCGGAUGAGCCCAAGGAUGAUGGAGCAUUCUGGAUGCAGUGGGAGGAUUUCGUCAACUUCUGGAAGGGGGUUCAAGUCGUGGAUUGCGAAACGAACAUCCGUACGGUGGCAAUCCCUGUUUACGAUGAGGGGCUAUACCUCGGGAGAGCCGGUAGCAAGACCGUGGAGGAGAUGAAGAAAGACAUGAACUCACAGUGUGGCUACGACCAGCAAGGCUUCUACUGCCACUAUUGUGAGAGGAAGGCGGUCGCCGAGGUCCAGGUGGGCGUUGCCGCGACGGCCUUGGCCUGCAACAAAAAGCACGCUGCUGCAGUUCUGUUUCUCAGGCCGCUUCAAGAGGAUGCUCAGGCCGAAGCCAAAGAAGCUACUGCCGGCGAUGAGGUCCAACAAAAGCCUCGCAGAAAGGCGAAGACAGCGGCAAGAAAGGCGGCAGGCAGUGCCAAGGCUCUGGAGUUGAAGAGACUCGGCAAAGGCCUUUUCGCAGAAAAGGAAGCCAGCCCGCAGCUGGCAAAGCUGAUCGGCAAGAAGCGUGUCACACACACGGAGGCCUCCAAGCUGAUGUGGCGCUACAUCAAGGAAAGAGGCCUGCAGAACGGGCGGGUCAUCACAGCAGAUCGCAAGCUGAAGCAGCUCUGUCCUGAAGAGACAUUUACGAUCUUUCAGUUGCACCAGUUCCUGAAGCAUCAUCUAAGUUGA
This is a messenger RNA of Symbiodinium necroappetens, 3255 nucleotides long. NCBI's taxonomy places the organism in Eukaryota, Dinophyceae, Suessiales, Symbiodiniaceae. The record is from the annotation of a GenBank genome assembly.